Fusarium pseudograminearum CS3096 is the source of this 3321-nucleotide messenger RNA. RefSeq lists its product as uncharacterized. The transcript has 6 exons. The record is from RefSeq and is a predicted model, not a curated record. Gene Ontology annotation, cellular component: membrane. Bases 1 to 3321 code for a protein of 1106 amino acids. Gene Ontology annotation, biological process: transmembrane transport. NCBI's taxonomy places the organism in Eukaryota, Fungi, Ascomycota, Sordariomycetes, Hypocreales, Nectriaceae. Gene Ontology annotation, molecular function: transmembrane transporter activity.
AUGGCCGAGAAGCACCCCCACCUCCUCAGAUACCGUAAAAGGUCGGUAUGGAUUCUUGCAUUCUACCUACCGAUUCUUAUCGUCCCCUGGGUUCUUACCUGCAUCCUCAUGCACCGCCCAAUCUUCCUCCCACCGUACAUCAACCAGCGUGGCGAAUACUCUAUGACCGAUAUGCAAAAGAUCCAAGACUGGAGUACUGCGAUAAUUAUUCUCAGUCGUAUUGCCGCAACUCUUGGAUUACCCAUUGUUUCAGCUUUGAUGGCCCAAGCUGUUGUGGUGUACUCCCAGCUACGAAAGGAAGGCCAAGAUGAGAAACUCAACGUAAUCCAACUCUUUGCUCUAUCUGACAGAGGAUGGAUGGACCUACCCAUCUUGUGGACCUCUUGCUUUGGAGCACGAUCUCAUUACUCUAAAUUCCUCUGGUUAGCAGCCGGCCUCGUCCUCAUUAUCCCCUACGAUCCUCUGAACGUCGUUACUUGUAAUAACAAUCCCGUGGAAAUCACUAGCCGAGAUAAAACGUGCAACAGAACGGGUGUGGAAUCCCGUGUUGUCGGCAUCGACCCGGAGCCGAGUGUCAUGGAGCUGAUGCCUCGUAAUCUGGCUACCAAUCUUAUACGCCAAAAGUUGAAAAGUUUUAGCAUGUCGGAUGUUCAGACAAAUCUGUGGCACGAAGAUACAAACUACGAGCCUUUCGCCGUGAAAGAGCAACGAGCCCAAACGUUUAACUGGAUACAAAAGUGGGAUUCGCUCAUCGGUUACUUCGCUGCAUCCCUUGCAAAUGGCACAUCUACUGGUAUUUUACGCGAACAUGCGAUGCGAAUAAAUUCGACAAUAAAUUGCAAAGCGGGCAAUGUGCCGUCAACCUGUUCAGGGCCAAUGCCGUUUUUUGCCGUUUUCAACCAUACGGGAUUUGCAACUUCCGGGAUUAAAGCGACUGUAUGUGUUGAGGGCAAUCACAGCGCUGUACCAUGGACCAGGGGUCGAGACCGGCAGGACAUCCGCGAGUACAUGUGGCUCAUGCUCGAGGUAGCCCAGCGGGCGGAUGGUAGGAGAGUUGACGGACAGGCCCUCCUUGAAGAUGUCACCUCUUUUAACAUAUCAUGUCGCGCUUCUUCAACUAGGGGAUAUUUUGAGCUUGGUAAUCACUGGAAUAAUCAGGUCUUCAAACCAUUAGUGGAUAAGUGGCCGACCCCUAAUGAUAUCCGCAAGAACUUCAACGACUAUGGAUCCUUUGUAGGCAAGUAUGAAGAUCGCGACCGUCGACCUGUAACUGUAUGGAAACCCUAUCAACAGGUCACCUGGAAUAGUCCUCCGAACCUCUUCGAUGACUUCGCGAUAGGUACACCUGGACCUCUUGCUCUCGUAGCACUGUCACUUUUCGGCAGUGGGUCGUUCUUCCACAUUGCUAGCGAGCGGCCUCAGAGGGACAUGAACUACACGAUGCGCGAUAUCUGCGAGUCAGGAAACUACCCAUUUCAGCGUAUCAUCCUCGAUCAUCUCGAUUACAGCAAACUAUGUGCUGGAGAACUCAGCAUGUAUAGGGAAGAGUACCCACCAGCAGGGAACUCUAUCGGCAAUGUCAAAUAUGAGUUCCUACCUAUUUUCGUUGCACGCAUCUUGGAGACCUUUAGCUAUCCGAAACAGGCCGAAUCUCUUUUAGAGAUAGGAAUGUUCUUUGCAAAUGAAGUACUCCUUAGAGAAUCGGCCAGUGUGUUUGGGACUGUAUGGUCACGAUGGAUAUAUUCAUCCCCUGGCUGGACGAUCCUCAAACCACGAAAGACUAAUAUAGCGAUUGUAGUUAUCUUUGCUUUGAUCGUGUUGCAAUCUGUUUGCCUCAUAUGGCUAGUGUGGUACAUCGCAUCAACGCCAACAUGGGCAGAUCGAUAUGACUCUUUUGCGCUGGCGCAGCUCGGUGCACAAUUGGAUGGACUUCGUGGAGGAGGGCUUCGAAGUGCUAGUAAAGACGACGCGGAGUAUCUCAAGAGCCAGAGUGGGAUGGUUGGUGUUUUAGGUGUUAAGAAGAAGCAGACGACAUCGACGGAUGAGUCGUUGGGAAAUGAUCCUGUGAAUGUUCAAGAUACUCCCCAAGAUAACGGAUUAGCCCAAGACGAAACUCCUAUACUGGCUCUUGGGGGAGAUUGUCCGACGAGCUCCACGUACACUGCUACCGGUUGGUUUGGUCAGCGCCGUAACAAAGGCCGAGAAAUGCUACAACAAUCGAAGCCAAUGAUCCCCAAAUUCCAAAUUGCUGCGGCUGGCUUCUCGUUCUUUUGCGCCGGCGUUGACGGUGCCACUCUCGGACCUCUCCUUCCAUACAUCAUACAGUCGUUCACGAUCAACGAAGGUGAGGUUGCUAUAAUCUAUGCCUGUAUUUUCGUAGGAUGGGUCAUCGCCGCCGUGACAAAUCUGUUCCUUGCCACGAAACUAUCUUUCUCCGCUCUCUUGACGCUUGGCGCUACACUCCAGCUUGCGGCACAAUGUCUGCGCCCGUGGGCAUCUCAACCAGUAUUCUUCAUAAGCUUUGCAGUUCAGGCUGUCGGCAUGGGCUAUCAGGAUACACAUGCGAAUGCUUGGGCAAGCGGACUUCCGAAUGCUCACCGCUGCCUGGGCUUCAUCCAUGCCAUGUUUGCCCUGGGCUGCCUUGUUGGACCUUUGGUUGCGACAGCAAUCGCGACAGCCACAGGGUCGGGCCAUUCUAAAACAAAUGGAAUUGAGGCGUGGAGGAUGGGCUACUUCCAACUCAUCGGUAUUCAUGCUCUGAACCUUGUUUGUAUGCUUCUUGCUUUUGGCAACCCACUGAGACAGCGAAAAGCCCCCGAGGGGGCAAUUCCUCAGCCCUCUACUACUGGUACUGUUGACUCGGAUGUCAUUCAACAACGACGUAAUAAGAAUGCCCUUCGCGAUAUCGGACAACUUCUCAAAAUGAAGAAUUUCUGGCUCAUUGGUGGUUUCUACCUUUUCAACUGUGGCGCAUGGUCUGCUGCUGGGGGAUGGGUGGUUGAAUAUCUUGUAGCCCAUCGUGAUGGCGCUCUCGAAAAGGUCGGAUAUGUUCCCACGGGCUUCUGGGCUGGCCUGUUCCUCGGUCGUCUACUCCUGGCUGAGCCGACACAUCGCUUUGGCGAGCAAAGGGCCAUCAUGUGCCUUAGUGCUGUGUGCUUGAUAUUUCAUCUUUUGUUUUGGCUUGUCCCGAAUCUAGUUGCAAGCGCUGUGGCCUUCUCCUUCAUGGGCUUCUUUUUCGGUCCCUUCUUUGCUACCGGUAUGAGUGUCGCAUCAAGAAUGUUUCCUCGCAAGAUUCAGUCAAUGGCUUUGGGUGAGUAUUAG